This is a messenger RNA of Cornus florida, 2056 nucleotides long. Its product is annotated as phosphatidylglycerophosphate phosphatase PTPMT2-like. Gene Ontology annotation, molecular function: protein tyrosine/serine/threonine phosphatase activity; phosphatidylinositol-4,5-bisphosphate 5-phosphatase activity. The record is from RefSeq and is a predicted model, not a curated record. Gene Ontology annotation, biological process: protein dephosphorylation. Lineage: Eukaryota; Viridiplantae; Streptophyta; Magnoliopsida; Cornales; Cornaceae. Bases 706 to 1692 code for a protein of 328 amino acids. The transcript has 6 exons.
UACUUUCGUUUUCUUGGAGUUUGUUGGGAGAAAACGAAACCUAGAGAGAGAGUCUUCGUCACUCCGCUAGGAUUGCGCAAAAGCUUUUCAAUUGUUUUAAUUCGACUGUUUUGCAGCUAUUUGUGUAAGGAUCGUCAUCGAAACGUAGGGUUUCGUUGAAUUUACGUCUAUCUUAUUUCUGUAUUGGAUGCAAUUGAAGAACACUAAUUACAUUCUUCGAUUGUACCCGAUGAAUUGGCGUUAGUGUAUCAUUGAAGUCUAAUCUUGAUUUGAGGUGGUUGGUGGGUUCUUGGAGUUUUGGUUGGUUUAUAGUUUGAUUCCAUGGUAUUUGAAUCGCUAGGGUUGGAAGGUAUUGGUUAUUUUUGUGAAUAUUUGGCGUUGAGAUCUUAGGGUUUGUUGUUUUAGUCCAUUCUUGAUUUUGAGUCGAUUUGUGGGUUUAUACGUUCGUCGGUUUCAAUGGCUUUAGGCUUGAUUCAUAGGUUUAUGAGAGGGUAGGAAUUGUGUUUUUGUUGAUUUAACCCCACAGUUAUGGCGUUUAGUUUUCAUUUUCAGUCCCGAUCCUAUUUGAAUUUGAUGGCGGGGUUAUAGUAUUCUCUGCAAUUUUCAAUCUUAUUCCAAAUUUGAGGUUUUUUUGAAGGUUGUUGAAUAAGGGUAGUUGGUAGCUUUAAUAAUUUAGUUUGAUAUUGUUGAGAUUGUAUUGGAGGCAUGUACAUUGAGGUCCUGGAGGAGGAGGGGGAGUGUGAAAGAGGGGAGGAGCAAUUGUCUGUUGAUCUUUCUCUGGAGGAGGGGGAGGAGCAAUUGUCUGUUGAUCUUUCUCAUGGUGCCAUUGUUUUGGAUGUGAAAAGGGUUUUGGUUGGAGCAGGGGCUCGUGCUCUUUUCUAUCCAACACUGAUGUAUAAUGUUAUGAGGAACAAGAUUCAAUCCGAGUUCCGCUGGUGGGAUAGGGUUGAUGAGUUCAUAUUAUUAGGUGCUGUUCCAUUUCCAACUGAUGUUCCCCACCUGAAGGAACUUGGUGUCUGUGGAGUGGUUACUCUAAAUGAAUCAUAUGAGACUUUGGUCCCAGCAUCACUCUAUCAUGCUCAUGACAUUGAUAAUUUGGUUAUUCCAACGAGAGAUUAUCUUUUCGCUCCGUCAUAUGGUGAUAUUUGCCAGGCUGUGGACUUCAUCCAUGAGAAGGCGUGUUCUAGUAAAACAACAUAUGUUCACUGCAAAGCUGGCCGGGGCCGUAGCACAACCAUUGUUCUCUGCUACCUGGUGGCGCACAAGGAGAUGACGCCUGAGGCUGCGUUUGAGUAUGUGAGGUCCAUCAGACCAAGGGUGCUAUUGGCCUCUGCCCAGUGGCAGGCUGUUCAAGACUACUAUUUUCACAGGGUGAAAAAAACUAGAAGCAAUAUCUGUGUGGUGGACAAUUUAGUGGAAAAAACCAUAGGUUUCCCUGCAACGCAUGAGCUGGCGGCUUUUGAUGAUGACUCUCUGGUGAUGGUCACUGAAUCAGACCUUGAUGGAUACGAUGAGAGCCAUGAAUAUGGUGUAAUGGGUAAUGUCAUGUUAGCGGAACUGAGCUUUGCCAGUCAGGCUGCUAUUGCCAGGCUUUCAUGCCUUUGGUUACGUUGCCAUGGGGAGAAGCUCAAAAACUCCAUGUCUGUUGGCACUGAUCAGUUGGGGAGCGAUGUUGACAUUCGGGUUUAUUGAAGUGUUGGUGCUAGUCAUUGGAUAUUAAGCUAUAUACAAAUCUUAAGUACAGGGAUACAGGCGCGUGAUAAAUAAUGAAGGGUUCUUUUUAAAAUCCGCUAUUUUUUCUUCUUCUUUUUUGGGUUUGUUUUUUAACUAGCAGUAAUUUGGGGACAAUGGAGACCAUGUUGUUCCGCGGUUCAUGAGACAAGUACUCUGCACACCAGUUGAACUGUUGUCUUUCCAGGAUCAAACAAUGCUGGACAAAGAGAGAAGGAAUGCCAAUCUGUACAGAAAAGAUGUAUUAUGUUUACUUGAAAAAAGUCUUACUGUGAAAACCAGUUUAAUUUCUUAUGAGAAGGAAAAGCAAGCUUGUAUUUUUAAA